UAAAGUCAACCUCAUCUCAUCAUUUGGUCUUGGUUCUUUUAGGCACAAUCUCAUCAUAAUUUUUCAGUGUCUUUUUUCUCCUUUUAUUUUGUCCCGUUCGAUCCGAUUUCAAUAUUGUUAUAUAUAAGUAAAACUUUGUCAUCAAUUUUUGUUCAUUGGGAACUUAAUUAAGUAGCAAUGAAGGUGCAUCAGCUUGCACGUGGAUUCUGGGAGUUGCAGGAACAACCAUUCCUCACGCUUGGGUACAAGCGUUUGCGUCCUCUUGCUCCCAAAUUGCCCAAUAGUGGAGACAUAUGUCACGAUAGGCCGAAUCAGAACAAAAUACUUGGUGUCAGCAUUACUGAACCAUUCGAUCUCAAGAGUUUCAUUAGACCUGAAACCGGCCGUAGAAAUAUAGAAUCCUUGGAUGAUCACAAGAGAGUAUCAGCUCAGGUGGAGACAAACCCUGGUGGGACAAGAUGGAAUCCAACGCAAGAACAGAUAGGGCUAUUGGAGAGGCUGUAUAGAGGGGGAAUGCGUACGCCGAAUGCACAACAGAUUGAACAAAUUACUGAGCAGCUGGCAAAGUAUGGAAAAAUAGAGGGGAAGAAUGUGUUUUACUGGUUUCAAAACCACAAAGCACGCGAGCGACAGAAGCAGAAGCGGAGUAGUCUAGGACUUAGCCAUUGUGCAAGAAAACCACCUUCUAUAAUCGACACCUCUUCCAUCCCAAUAACAGCGGGAGACAUGGGGAGGGAAGAGAGUCCUGGCAAGAGAAAAUGCAGACCAUGGAAAUUUGAAUGCCUGGAAAAGGGUAAGGAAUACUGUAAAGAGGAAGAAGAUAGGACUCUGAAACUCUUUCCUUUGCAUCCUGAAGGAAGAUGAAGGGAUUUUCAUGUGAAUACAUUUUUAUUUCUUGCUUUUUUCUUUCUAUGUUUCUAGGAAGAAGAAAGUUAAGUUGUAUCCCCCAAGUCCUCAUCCAGGUUGUCCCAACUGUUGAACCGCUUUAUUUAAAAUUUAAAUUUAACUUUUAAUCGAAAAUCCGAAA
Molecule: messenger RNA, 1027 nt
Organism: Olea europaea var. sylvestris
Lineage: Eukaryota; Viridiplantae; Streptophyta; Magnoliopsida; Lamiales; Oleaceae
Product: WUSCHEL-related homeobox 4-like
Exons: 3
Coding region: 178-864 (228 amino acids)
Biological process (GO): cell division; phloem or xylem histogenesis; procambium histogenesis
Cellular component (GO): nucleus
Molecular function (GO): DNA binding; DNA-binding transcription factor activity
Source: RefSeq, a predicted model, not a curated record